AUGGAGUUUGUAUGCUCUUUUGCGCCAAAGCUGGCAAGUACGCCCAUUGUGCGAAUACGGCUUGCGCAGCCCAGUCGAGCAGCAUGGAAUGUCAAGCAGAACAGAGGAUUCCGAAGCAGUGCCGUAUUUGCACGAGAAGCUGGUGGUGGUGCCCCUUCGAAGACCAGAGGACAACAGAAGGUCUUCGACUCUGUAGAUGAGGCAGUCGCUGACAUCAAGAGUGGAUCGACCCUGUUAAGUGCUGGCUUUGGCUUAUGUGGUACUGCAGAAACCAUCAUCGGUGCUAUAUCGAGACGAGGUGCCGAAAGUCUACACUCGCUAACGGCCGUCUCCAACAAUGCUGGAACAGCUAUUGGUGGUGGGCUGUCACCUCUGAUUGCCAAUGGUCAAGUCAGCAAAGCCAUCUGCAGCUUUCUUGGCAACAACAAAGCUCUCGAGAAGAAGUACUUGACUGGAGAAAUCGCCAUCGAACUUACACCACAAGGAACACUAGCAGAGAAGAUCCGCUGCGGUGGCGCGGGUAUCCCAGCUUUCUUCACUCCUACCGGCGUAAACACAUUCAUCCAAUCUGGUCAGAUCCCGCAACGGCUCAAGGGUGGCGAAGUCAUCGAACCUGGGAAGGCUCGCGAAACACGAAUAUUCGAUGGCAAGGUCUACAAUAUGGAAACUGCAAUCAAGGGUGAUGUAGCAAUCCUCCGCGCUCACAAGGUCGAUAAAGCCGGCAACUGCCAAUUCCGCUACACGACUAAAUCCUUCGCACCUCUCAUGGCCAAAGCCGCAACCGUCUCGAUCGUCGAAGCUGAACACAUCGUCGAGAUCGGCGACCUCAAGUCUGACGAAAUCGAUCUGCCUGGUAUCUACAUUGAUCGCAUCGUUCAAGCUACCGCGGAGAAGAUCAUCGAGGUAAAGACGCUCAAGACUGAGGAAUCACCCGAGGAGCAAGGAAAGAACAACCCAGCUCUCGCUCGUCGCAAUCGAAUUGCUAAACGUGCCGCCAAAGAACUGAAGCCAGGCUUCUACGCAAACCUCGGUGUCGGAAUGCCGACUUUGGCACCUUCGUACCUCCCACCUGAUGCCAAUGUCUGGAUCCAGUCUGAGAAUGGUAUUCUUGGCAUGGGUCCCUACCCGACUGAGGCUGAGCUCGAUGCGGAUAUCAUCAAUGCUGGCAAGGAGACUGUCACGCUUGUGCCUGGUGCUAGUGUCUUUGAUAGUAGUGACUCUUUCGGCAUGAUUCGAGGCGGUCAUGUGGAUGUGUCUAUGCUUGGUGCGCUGCAAGUUGGUGCUAACGGUGAUCUGGCCAAUUACAUGAUUCCUGGGAAAGUCUUCAAGGGCAUGGGUGGCGCUAUGGACUUGGUCUCAAAUCCAGAUGAGACCAAGAUCGUCGUGCUUACCGACCACGUCGACAAGAACGGGAGAUCGAAGAUCGUCCAGAACUGCACGCUUCCACUGACUGGUGCUCGUGUGGUCUCCACGAUCAUAACAGACCUUGCUGUCUUCGAUGUGGACAGGAAGAAGGGCGAAUUGACACUCAUCGAGCUUGCGCCAGGCGUCGAGCUCGACGAGGUCAAGGAGAAGACCAACGCGAAGUUCCAUAUCAAGGAGCCGCUCGGCCGCAUGGAGUGA
Recurvomyces mirabilis is the source of this 1623-nucleotide messenger RNA. RefSeq lists its product as uncharacterized. The coding region runs from base 1 to 1623 and encodes 540 amino acids. Lineage: Eukaryota; Fungi; Ascomycota; Dothideomycetes; Mycosphaerellales; Teratosphaeriaceae. The transcript has 6 exons. Gene Ontology annotation, biological process: ketone body catabolic process. Gene Ontology annotation, molecular function: succinyl-CoA:3-oxo-acid CoA-transferase activity. The record is from RefSeq and is a predicted model, not a curated record.